GAGAGAGAGGAUUGGAGGUCCCUAUGGGCUUCAUAGGAAUCUGUCGGCUGACUCUCACAAAAUCAAUACCCUGCAACACGCUACAGGCCUCCAUCUUUUUAUGAUUUGGUUUGGAUCUAUAUGCUGUGAUGAGACGCUAGCUGUGUUUCAUUCACAGCACCAUAGUCCCAAUUAUUGUUCUCAGAAACUGCCAUAUGUUCACAUUUUGUGGUCCAUACUACAGUGGGUUCUGAUAUAUUCAUUAAUUGUUUUCCCUGGGCUUGUAUAUAUUGGAAGAGCAGAUGGGAGUAUGACCCUGCAGAAAUCAGAAAUCUAGGGAAAAAUAUAAACUAAUUAGACCCGAGAACAGGAGAGGUUGCUGAUCAAAAUGGAAGAAAACAGCUCUGGUGCGGGAACCCAAAAGGGAGAGAACUCUUUCAUACUGGGAAGAAGUCAGGCAGGUAAUUCUACGCAGAAUUCACUGGGAGGAGCUGAAACGGUGAGUCAGUCUGAGGCGUCCGAGAUGAGCUACGCCAGCGACACGAAGCAGCUAGUGGAACUAGAGCGUAGGGACAGCGUACUGCGCGGCGGUAUUCCUAUGACGGCAUUUAACUUCAUCAACUCCAUCAUAGGAUCAGGGAUUAUUGGUAUACCUUUUGCCCUAAAACAAGCUGGAUUUGGAAUGGGAAUUUUUCUGCUGAUUUUCACCGCAGUAGUUAAUGACUAUUCAAUCAUUCUCCUUGUGGAGGCAGGGAAAUUAUCAAACACAGAUAGCUACCAAGAUAUGAUAAUGGUGGCCUGUGGGCGGCCCGGGUUUUAUCUUUUGACACUGUUACAGUUCCUGUAUCCCCUUAUAGCCAUGAUAAGUUACAAUGUCAUCAUAGGAGACACGAUCACAAAGAUUAUUGUCAGGAUUGGCAAAACAGCUAAUCUCGGUGGGACUGUGUUAGGUAACAGACAGUUCAUCAUAUUCCUGUCCACGCUAAUGGUCACACUGCCUUUAUCGCUGUACAGGAAUAUAGCCCAGCUCAGUAAGUGGGCCUUCCUCUCCAUCAUCUUUGUCUUCUUUAUAUUGGUCACAAUUUGUAUAAGGACAGGAGAAUAUGUCAAAGAAAUACCACCUACAGAAGAUGCCUGGUAUGUGGCUAAUUAUAAUAUAGCCCAAGCUGUUGGUAUUAUGGCUUUUGCAUACAUGUGUCACCACAACACUUUCCUGAUUCAUGGGUCUCUGGAGAACCCCACCCACCAGCGCUGGAGUCUGGUCACCCACCUCAGCAUUGGAUUCUCCAUGACCCUCAUGCUGAUCCUCGGAAUUCUGGGAUACGUAUCCUUUACUGGACAUACACAGGGUGACCUGUUAGAAAACUAUUGCCAUGACGAUGACCUGAUGAAUGUCUCUAGAUUUGUCUUUGCUCUCAGCAUCAUGCUGACCUACCCAAUAGAAUGCUUUGUCACAAGAGAGGUCAUAGAAAAUGCAUUUUUCCCUUCCCAAGAUCCCUCACCAACAUGGCGGCAUCUUGGCGUCACUAUAGGUGUUGUCAUUCUAACUGUUGUUAUAUCCUUGACAACAGAUUGUCUAGGCAUUGUGCUAACCUUUAAUGGUGUUCUGAUUGCUUCACCUUUGGCUUUCAUCAUCCCUCCAGUCUGUGUUAUGAAAUUGCGACAGGAGCCCAUUCUCUCCAAGACCAAUAUUAUUCCCAUUAUCAUUGCUGUGUUCGGAACUCUUGUAAUGGUUUUUGGUACUGUAGUGGCUCUUGUCGAUCUCUCCGAGGGGUUUUCUUGUAGUCAUGGUAAUGAGAUGCCCUACUGUAAGAAUGACCAGCCCUCGGCCAAUGGAACUACUGCUUUUCCUUUCUCCACAGCAACACUUGGUACUACACCUUUUGGCUGAAAUAGGAGUUAAUCUGCUGAAAGAAUGAAUUCCAUUGGAUAAAUAGCUUUUCCAGUGUUAGUAAUCACUAAUAUGAGAGAGAGAGAGAGAGAGAGAGAGAGAGAGAAAUGAUUUAUAUGACUAAUUUUGUGAAUUAACAGUUAAGUAGGAAUGGUUAAAAUUGUUUGUGUAAACCGAAGUCUAAAAACAUGAAAAUUUAUGACUGUGAGCAUGUUUUGGUUGUGAUUGUUUAACAACCACUGCUUCUUAAAAAAUGCUAUUGCAUAAAUGUUCAAUGAAAUUAACAUUUAAAAUUCAAAGUCAAAAUGAAAACUUACAUCAGUCUUUAGAAUAGAUUUUCCCUAAUCCCUGUGAUGUUUUAGUUACAAUAAAAUAUAAAGUUAUAAAUAACACUAUUUGAAAUAAAAUGGUUAAUCAGUAUUUAAAGUAAAGUGGUACGUAGGGAUGUUUGCUGAUUUAAGGUACAUUGCUCAUUCUGAUCAACAACACAUAGAUCUCUCUUUGAUAAACUACAGUUAAACUUCGAUAUCUCGAACACUAAUAUCUCGAAUACAAUGGAUAUGUCGAAGUGAUUUGUAAGUCCAAACCACUUAAUAUUUUUUUAGUAUUUCACCCUCGAUAUCUCGAAUACUCGGAUACUUCGAACUAAUUAAAUAGUCCCAUCUAGUUCGAGAUAACGAAGUUUGACUAUACUUUUAUUCUAAUAUAAAACAAGUUUGUAAAGAUAUAUUUUACAAAUUACUGAUUUUGCAUGUAUUUAACGUUUUGAAUUUAGAUUCAUUUUCACUGAAACUGACUGUUAUAUAAAUAAAAGGGUUGGAAUUAAUGAACCAUAAUAUUUUAAAGAAAAACAUGCAAUCAGCAUAUUGAAUAUCAACCAUCCAGGGCAAUCACAAACGGUGGUGAAUGUUUGAAGUACAGGAAGAUUAUUGUAUUUGAUAUCUGUCUCUGUGUUAUAUGUUUCAAUGAUAUUUUUAUAUGUGGUGGUGUUCAAUUAUCAUUUAAUUUUUUAUAAUCAGUGUACUUGUAGAUCUGACUUCAUAUAUUUAUUUAUGACAGGGUUCAUAUAUUUUAAGUUUAUGAAUGUAUUAAGUGUAAGUUUAGUUACAAUCAUAGAGGACUAUAUAUGAUAUGGGCCUAAAAUGCCCCCCCCCCCCCCCCGUAAAAUCAACAUCAUCAUCUUACUAAUUCUUUGCUUUCUUUGUACAAAUAUAUAUACGUGAUAUUUUUUUCAUAAUUUCAUUUUGAUUCAAGGGCCCACAAUUUAGAAUUAUGACAUCGUAAAGAUAACCUUUUCCUGCCUUUUUUGCAUUUGUAGCAUAAAAUGGCUUGUUUUUAAGCAGAUUUUCUUCAGAAAACGUAGAGCGCAUGCUUGAACAAACAAAAUAAUUUAAUCAGAGAUGUUUCUAGCUAAGACUAAUAUGUGUCAAAAAAAAAUUCCCUGUUCAAAGCGUCGCUCUUAAUUUCCCAUUCAUAAAAAGAAAAGAAAAAUGUCAAUUUUUGACUGAUUUUGAUUGAAUUAUAAAAAUAGCGUCACUUUUGACGUCCUAUACUGCAAGUGAGUGCAAAUGAAUCUAAUGAAUAGGUGAAAAAUAUAUUUUAUUACAACUCUUCUAAAAAAUAACAUAAUUUAUUGUACCCGAAACACUUACAAAAAUGGCGAAUUUUUUAGGCCAAAUUUGACUCAUAUCAUGUAUAGUUCUUUGCUUUGUUAUGUUUUUAGGAAUCUGUUAACCUAAGGGCUCAUGAUUGCUCUGACCAGAAUUUUUGUUUUUGUCGUUGACCAUUGUUGUUAACCUAUUAUUUUUUUUUACCUUCUUUCCUGGAACCACUUGGCCGAUUAAAUUUAAAAUAUACGAAUGAAUACAAAAUUAAAUUCCUAACAUUUUAGCUUUCUCGGUUGAUUUAAUUUCAUUUUAGAUUGUUCAUCUGCACAUGCCCUCUGAGGAGUAAAAUUGUAAACUAGGGACAGAUACAAAAGAAUCCCUUGAUGUUGACAUUGCAUUGAAAACCAAGGAAGCAAAUUUUAUUUUGAAAAAAAGUAAGAAGGCACUGAUUGACUUUCGUCGGAUUUUGUCUUCAAAUUUCAAGUUUUUGUUGAAUAUUUACAUUUGGUUCUGUAAUUGUUAUUUGGUGACUUAUCAAAACUAGAUACUGCUUUAUUGUUCGUUGUUCAUUACAAGUAUACGUGUAGAUCUGAUGAGCGAUGAAACCCAUUGACUUUUUGUUUCUUUUCCAACCACGGUGUUUAUUAUGUUUGUAUAUUGAUUUUUUUUUAUUAUUAUUAACUUUAAAGUUUAUAUAUGUGAUAAUGAAUUUUGCAAAAAAAUUAUCUAUUUAAUGUUUAAUAUAUACAUACAUUUAUCAAGAAAAUUGUAUACAAUAUGUUUUAUUUUUUCUGUUAGAAAUAAUAGCUUGACGCUUAGAUACUUGGACAUUAUUGAUUUUUUUUUCAAUCUUUUUCUAAACAUUUUCAUCUUGACCUUUUUGUCAACGAUCAUAUUUUCUUUGUUCUACGUCUGUUAUCAUAUGUUAUAUUUAUUUAUGAAAAGAUUAAAUCUACAGUAUUUCAUUUAAA
Magallana angulata is the source of this 4448-nucleotide messenger RNA. Its product is annotated as putative sodium-coupled neutral amino acid transporter 11. The transcript is spliced from 15 exons. Gene Ontology annotation, biological process: amino acid transmembrane transport. Gene Ontology annotation, molecular function: amino acid transmembrane transporter activity. Lineage: Eukaryota; Metazoa; Mollusca; Bivalvia; Ostreida; Ostreidae. Bases 368 to 1870 code for a protein of 500 amino acids. The record is from RefSeq and is a predicted model, not a curated record.